Molecule: messenger RNA, 3505 nt
Organism: Acromyrmex echinatior (Panamanian leafcutter ant)
Lineage: Eukaryota; Metazoa; Arthropoda; Insecta; Hymenoptera; Formicidae
Gene: mah
Product: solute carrier family member mahogany
Biological process (GO): amino acid transmembrane transport
Cellular component (GO): vacuolar membrane
Molecular function (GO): L-amino acid transmembrane transporter activity
Source: RefSeq, a predicted model, not a curated record
UAUAAGCCCGAUCAAUUGUAAUUACGUAAUUACACAUAGUUGCAAAUAAACUACACAUUUAUUAAGAUGUUUCUUAUGUGACCUAUUUGGUACUUAAGUUGGAUAUAACAUGAUAUUUUCAUCAUGUCAGAAAUUCAAAGAAAAUUAAAAAGAAUGAAAAAGAUAAAAUUAACUAAAAAUGUAUAGUUGAUAAUUUCUCGGCUGUUAAUUACAAUUGAUAUAUAGCACGCAGAUUACGAUGCGUUUUCGCCACUCGUAUCAGGGAGGUUGUGACAAAUAUAAUGACAAGAGCGAAGUACAUGUUACGGGAAAUGAGUGUUAUAAGCGAAUAUGUUAAUCGUGUGUUAUAAUAUAUAUAUAACAGUAUCUUAGGGACCAGGGAAUUUUAUAAGUCACGAUCGAUAAAACUAAUGCACUACUGAACGAGGACUACUGAUGCAAGAAAUGUCUAAAAAUUCAGGGAGAUCAUUUGUAUAUGCAUCUUUAUUACAAUUAUUACGAUUAUUCUCGUAGAGCUAUAUCUUUAGCAUCUAGUAAGCUGCACGAUAUCAAGACUACAUUUUAUUGAUAUUUAGUUUAUUGAGUAGAAUAUUAAAAUCUGUGAUUUUUAUUAAAAAAAUGCGAAAAUGAAAAUCUUAAUUUAUUAAAGUGGAACUAUUGCUAUUGUCCAUCAUUAACACAUUUAUUUUAUUACAAUGAUCAUUUUUACUUGCUCGGAAUAUAUCACAACGUUAAUGUUUUUUAUAAAUAAAAAUAUAUAUAGAAAGAAAUUAAUAAAAUCACUGACAAUAUCUUGAAAGUAUAUUGUGAUGUAAAUAAGGAAGCUCUUAAAAAGUGAUCUAAAUCGAAUCAAUGCGGAAAUAUGAAUGAUAUAAGUGUCCAGUCGACUAAAAGUAAUAUAUAACAUCUAUAUUAUAAUUUCGCAUCCAAUAUAAAUAUAAUAUAUAAUAUCGCAGUUAUACAUUUAACAGUUAUACAUUUUGGUCAACUGGAUGGACUUCUUGCUUUGGAAGUUCGUCCUCUUAAAUUUUCACAUGAUAUUAAAAUUCAAUUGAGUCUGAAAUCCAUGGGAUAGAAAAAGAAGAAUAAUUAUAACAUUGUUGAAAGUAAAAUUAUAUAGAUCUUAUAUUACUCUUAGUUGAUUUCAGCUGAGAGUGGUAUAUAAUUACUUGAUUUAACACUUUAACAUGAUUUUACUGAUAAAUAAUUUUUAAAAUAAAUAAUUGUGAUAUCAAGAACAGCAAUUCCUAUAAAUAUUAGUCAAAGUAAAGCGUAAUCAAGUUCUAUCUCUUUAUUGUCUAGUUUGCUCUAUCGACAGCUUGCUAAAUACGAAAGUCAUAUACAUUGUAGGUCUUCCUGCAGCUCUCCCAUUCCAGCUAAGUCACUCGUGUUCGAUAUCGGUAUCGGAUUACUUUGGUGCUGUGGUACGGUGCGUACCGCGACGAAAACCGGUCCAGAUUCUUACUACGAACAUUGUCCUAGUACUGCGGCAGUGCAAGUGAGCAAUAUGAAUCCUGCAAGUGCAACGUCGUGGAAAAAUGGAAAUUCGGGGCUGUCGUUGCUCUUUGCCACUCUGUGCAUCAUUGAUAUUUUCGGCGUAUUCCCGAUAAUUGCGUUACCACGAUCAAUCGUCCAGUGCGGAUUGUACGGAAUCCCUUUGGUACUCGUUGUCUUUGGUUUGCAAAUUUACACGGCCAUUCUACUAGGGAGAUCAUGGAUUAUCGCGAUUGCUCUGGAUCCGCAGAUUUCACAAAAAAAUCGCUAUCCUCUCGCCGCCGUGACGGAAUUAACGAUGGGACAGCGUGCACGAUCCAUCGUCACUCUGUUUUUGGAUUUGACGGUUUUUGGUUGUAGCAUCCCGAAUUUGUUAGUUGCUUCGCAGAAUUUGCACCUGUUCGGACUUAAGGUAUCAGGACAGCAUUUCGAUCUUUCUUUUUGUUAUUGGCUGUUAAUAGUCGGUCUUUUACUUUGUCCAUUAAUGUGGCUGGGCAGUCCGCAAGACAUGAAAUUGGUCGCAAUGUGUUCUAGUAUAACAGUUACUUUAACAGCAAUAUUAAUAUGGUGGAGCAUUGCAAAUGACGACCGAGCAUUUAAUGUUACACCAAUUACCUCUUCACCGACAUGGGAUAAAUUUAUUUCCGGAUAUGGUAUGCUAGCUUUUCAAUUCGACGUGCAUCCUACUUUAAUGACCAUACAAGUUGAUAUGCGUCAUCCUCGAGACAUUGAUAAAGCCAUCUUCUUUUCUUUUAUGGCAAGCGGAUCGUUGUUCAUCAUCACUGCUUGUUUGGCCGCAUGGAAAUAUGGUGGCAAUAUAACUGCCAAUAUUUUGGAAGCUGUGCCAUCCGGAUCGGUUGCGAACAUCGUUAUUCUAUUAGCCGCUCUUCAAUUAUGCUUCUCUAGCGUAAUCGGCUAUUCGGCGCUUUUUCAACAUCUGGAAGACCAAUGGAACAUACAAAGAACUUUCGGAUGGAAACGAUGCGCCAUGAGAUCAGCGGUGGUUUUUCUCAGUGUGGUUGUAGGCGAAUCGGUACCGCGAUUCGACAUCGUCAUGGCUCUUAUUGGUGGAUCGUUGACCGGAUCAUUGGUUUUUGUUUUACCGCCUUUGAUAUACACCCGAGCACUAGCUUUGAAGAAACAAUCGAAUCAUGUGAUUGCCGAAGAACAGAUCUAUCCAGGUUCUCGCAAAAGAUUCAAUGGCGAAGAACAGCACUUGAUGGAUCCUGAAGCUCAUUCCCGUUCAAUUUAUUAUGGUUUCUUAAGUGCCACGAAUAAUUCUCGCAGCUAUACAUAUCUCUAUUUCAAUAAUUUGGAUGAGGAGACAAAUUCACAUUCGAGCGAAUUCGACAAUUAUUACGAGGAUGAACAUAAAGACGAAGUCACUCAAAUUCCAAUGACUAGUACUUGUCAGGAAGAUCAGCCACUUCUAGAUGCCACGGAGCCAACCAGAAGUCGAAUCAGGAAGUUUACGAAUGAUUCGCAAGAACAAACCGCAGAAACGGUUGUGAAGAGGAAAAAUGUAUGGAAUCUGGAAAAGGCAAUUAAUUACUUCGACUAUUUUAUAGUGACGAUAGGUAUAGUAAUCACGCUGUCUUCGACAUAUGUCAAUAUUUGGUAUACCAUACGUUAUGUGCGUUUUACGCCACCGUGCAUCAUUAACGCUACAUGGGAUAAACCUUCAUAGUUUGAUUUCAACCAUAUAACAUUUGCAUUUUAUCAUGUAAUUUAUCGAGUAUGAAGAAUGAUAAUUUCGGAUGUAUGUAUAUUAAGAUUAAAUAUUUUGUGAGUGUUAAGAAUAUCAAGCGAUACACUGUAAUUUAUCAUCACACACACACACACACACACACACACACACACACACACACACACAGGGUGUUUGGAAAUUAGUGAUAAGUUUUUCGCACAGGGGCAGAAUGGAUUAAACUGAGAAGAAAAGUCCUCUACCAUCUGCUUCAUAGAGUAUAAUCCUUUUCCAAUCAAUCUGUAAUAAAAUUUCAAUUUGUGAUUA